UCUUGAGUCUUGGAUUUUUUGCUGUAGAAAGGAUUCCAUCUUAGUUUUGGAAAAUGGCAACGUUCAAUGAGAAGAAGACUUGCAGCCAACGCAUGGAGAACUUUUCACGUUUUAUGUGGAACUCUGACACGGGGGAGCUAAUGGGAAGAACCCUUGAAAUGUGGGUAUACAUUAGUCUUUACUAUGCUGCCUUCUACUGCAUUAUGAUUGGACUUUUCGCACUCUCUAUAUUUUCCCUGAUGAAAACUUUGGAUCCAUAUCAUCCGGAUUACCAGGAUCGAUUAAAGGCGCCAGGUGUUACGAUGCGGCCAAAUAUUUAUGUGGAUGAUGAGUUUCAAGUAAUUUAUAAUGUGACUGAAAAUAGUUCAUACAAUUCAACUGUAACCAGCCUGUGCGACUUCCUCUCAGUGUACAAAGUUAAAACACAAGAAGAAAUGAUGAACAAAAACUGCACAAACGUAACUAAUGUAGAGGAACUCCUGACGGGCGCAGGGCGCACUAAAUAUGCUUGCCAGUUUACUACUGCUAUGCUUGGAAAAUGCUCUCAUGAAUACGAUUCAUCAUUCGGAUAUGCUUCGGGACAGCCAUGUGUUUUCAUAAAAGUUAAUCGGAUAAUAAAUUUCGUCCCACAUAAUCAUUCAGUUCCCUUCGUGAACUGCACAGCUAAGAAAGGAGAUUUCGGCCCAGUGGAAUUUUUUCCGAAUGAUGGAAGGUUUGGUCUGCAGUACUUCCCAUACUAUGGAAGGAAGGCUCAGCCAAACUACACAAAUCCGUUGGUUGCAGUGAAAUUCCUCAAUGUAACAAGGAACACUGAAUACGUUGUAGAGUGCAGCAUUGUUGGACAAGGUUUCAUUACUGAUAAUAUUCAUGAUCCCUAUGAAGGAAAGGUGUCUUUCAGACUUAAGAUAGAAAAUUAAACUGUCGGAUUCAUGGAACAGAUGAAAGCACGAACUAGCCAAAUGGCUAAAGAGCCUUUUAUAAAACCAUGUGUAUUUCUACCACACCUUUAUCACAACCUGGGGAAAUUUGUGGACCCAUCGUUUCAAAAAACUGCUCAAUGACAAAAAAGCCACAUUAAGAGAUCAUCCAGAUGGACAUGAAUUAUUUUCCCAUUGAAUACUUUUGAUUUACAGUUAGUCUUUAGCACUGAUAUACAUGGUAUUGAGUUGUGAGACAGAAUACAGAACAGAUUUCAAGCAGCACAAAAAUAAAAGAAUGUCAUAUUUACAUAUAUUAUAUAACUAACAUUGUGGUGUAAUAUCCAUGUUUGUGUUUUCAAAUUGUUUUAUUUCUAGUAUAGUUCAUAAUUUGUAUUUUUUCAUAUUACAAUAACUAACUAAUCAUCUUGACCAUUAACUGAAGAUGUUUCUACUGUUCUAAUGUAGCUUAAAAAUAAACCAGUAUAACAUAUACAGUAAAAGUAUAUUAACUGUAAUUAUAUAUAAAAAUAAUAUUAUGUAAAUAAAUGGAACAUGAUUUUGCAAUGAAUCCAUCCAAAAUGAAUAUGUUGCUCCCAGACAAAUUAAAUCAAAAUAAGGAAUUUAAGUGAAUCUAGCAAAUGUCUUAUGCCAUUAUUCUUUCCAUGAAAACAUUAGAGGAACUUUAAGCUAUUAUUGAAAUUUAAAAAAAAAAAAAUAUAUAUGUAAUACAGUGUGCCAUGCAUG
Messenger RNA from Pelobates fuscus (common spadefoot toad), 1664 nucleotides. It is a transcript of the gene ATP4B, whose product is annotated as ATPase H+/K+ transporting subunit beta. Gene Ontology annotation, biological process: intracellular potassium ion homeostasis; intracellular sodium ion homeostasis; sodium ion export across plasma membrane. Bases 54 to 917 code for a protein of 287 amino acids. The record is from RefSeq and is a predicted model, not a curated record. The transcript is spliced from 8 exons. NCBI's taxonomy places the organism in Eukaryota, Metazoa, Chordata, Amphibia, Anura, Pelobatidae. Gene Ontology annotation, molecular function: ATPase activator activity. Gene Ontology annotation, cellular component: sodium:potassium-exchanging ATPase complex.